AGCCACUGCAUCUUCUUUCAUUGUGUUCGACCGAAGUUGUACUUGGGUAGAGUCCAGAUUCAACAGGUCGUCAAUAGGUACUCCGCAGCGAAGAUAGCUCGAGAUUCGAAACAGAGACACGCAGUUAAGAAUAAUAAAGGGACGAGAGUGUGUCUGUGUGGGACGAAAAUGCGCGUAAGUAUUUUGAGAAUGCCACGUGCGCGCCAGAAAUGCUUCUGACAAAUUGGAACGAGACAACAGAUAUGUCACAAUAAUCCCUUUCUUGCAGGCUCGCGCUAGCAUUAUUCUCACUCCUGUGCAUCGCGGUUGUGGUGGGCGGGAUGAAGCCCAGCAAGACCCAGGCGAUGACAGAAGUGGCGCAAAAAUGCGCCAGAGUGCAGGAUGGACUCCUACGUUGAAAAUGACCUUGACGCAAACAGUUCCUCGCGGCCAUAGUAGCUUUGCGUCGGAAAAAAUGACACGACGGCGCAUGUCCGUCGCGGUUGGACUGUCGGUCGUGCGCGAACUUCCCCAUCUUGUUGCUCCCGUCUUGGCAACAAAGUUCAACAUUAAGGAUCUGGUUUCCGACCCGGGGUCGAGCAGGAAGAACGAGAACGCGUGGGACAGCUAUUCGCACGCGACCCUGCAGGGUUCGAUCUUUCCGACAAGCAAUCCGUACUUGCCGCAACAUCCCCUGCGUGUUUUGGACGACCUGGAGCCAAUUGCACCUUUGUCGGAGCUGGAACACGAGGAGGAAAAGCACCCGCAGGAGAACUCCGCUCCCGGGGGAGACUACGUGUUCCUGCCGAAGCACCGCUUCGGGGUUCCCUUCCCCGCGGAGCACGAUGUGGCCGAGCGGUUUCCGGACCACCUUCCGGACGCACAGCACGCUCGGCUGCAGUGUCACGACGCUCCCGCGACGUUCGCGGACUCGAGCGGUCGGGGGUGUGCUCACUACAAAGCACAAAACUUUUGCACGGAGGACGGCCAGGCCGGGGCGGGGUGGACGGAAUCACAAGGGAUCGCCACCUUCGCGAGCGGGGGCGUUUCGCCCCUCCAGGCCUGUUGCGUGUGCGGCGGCGGGACGAAAAAGGUGGUCGCGGGUCAGCCCGUGAAAGGUCUGGACAGCCCGGACCGCCGGGUGUUUGCCCCCAUGGACAAGCUCCCCCUGUCGUUCUACCCACUGAAGAGCCGGAGCGGAUACACCACGUACGGCAAUAUGCCACAGGCGCACCGUAGCAAAGAUCCCGUCGCGCCGGGGGAUGAGGUAGCAGAGAAAUACAGCCUCUAUUUCUCCCAGCUGCACGACCGCGAGACGGACUUAAAUCCAGGCGGUCUGUCCGUGGAGUUCUUCAGUGCUGCCACGCAACCGGCAGAUUGGCAAAGCGGUUGGAAACCUGCGAACGUGGACGGCGUGGCGCGAGCACCCUUUGUAGACUACCGGCUGGGGAGUAACCAGCUCACCUGGCUCCCGACCGCAGCCGCAGAGCCAUUGAUUUGGUGGGUGCGAUUCUCGGGGUCCGUGAAUGUCCUGCAAGCGGGCUCGUACCUGUUUGACGUUUCGCCGGAACAGCCAGAAACGUCGACGACCUUGCUGAUUGACGGCAACCAGGUUUUGACGCACGGGCAGUGCCGCCUGUUCACGGAGAGGGACCAGUGCGUAGCCCGUGGCUGCGUGGAAAGCGGGGAAUCCUGCGGAGUGGCAGCACCGCAGGUACAGGAGCUGACCAAAGGCGGGCACUGUGUGCAGCUGUUUGUGCGUGCGAAAAAGUCAGACAUUAAGCGCGCGGUGGCGCUUCGGUACAUGGGCCCUGAUACCGACAGCCAGAUGAUGACGAUGCCGGCCUCGCUUCUUAGCUGCAACCCGGAAGUCAGCCAGAUCUGUCCGACUUCUGCAGUAGAUGCCUGCUCGCAAUCUGGAUCUGCAGCAGCUCCUGCUGUUACCUUCUAGCUUUCGCGAUAAGGACUUGCGCGAGGGGGCUGGAAGUCCGACCCUGAGAACAAGCAUCUACAAAGUAGAUGCAAAAAUGAAGUUUGGUUUCGGAAAUACCGAAUUUUUUUUCCUUGUAAGGUUCGAAAGGCAUAGCAACAUCAUAACGAAUGCAUGUUUGAUGACAUCUGGGCGCGCGAUCAAUGGACAGCGCUGUGUCUGUGCGUGGAUGACUGUUGACAUGUGAGAAAACGAAAAGGUCCCUUCAACGUUGAUCCGCAUGGUUGUAGCCCUACAACACUGCAAGAGCGAAACUUUAUCGUUCUGGUGAAGCACCCCGUGCUCCACUUCCAAGGAUGAGGUUCAGGCCAAAGCUGCUGUGGAUCUGUAUCAGAAGACAGGAAGGAUCUAAACAAGCAUUCGAAAGAACUUAC
Molecule: messenger RNA, 2343 nt
Organism: Amoebophrya sp. A120
Lineage: Eukaryota; Dinophyceae; Syndiniales; Amoebophryaceae
Source: the annotation of a GenBank genome assembly